AGACUAUAUGACAAGAAUGGCCAUUACGUCAGAUCAUUUCCUAUAGUCAACGGGACUACUCGAACAGGAUUCUUCGCCGUUGACAACAACAUGCAGCAUUUUAUUCAAGGCAGUUUCAGACAGCUGGGUGGGAGGUUUGAUCAGGCCAUUGAUUAUGAUAUGGCUGAUAGGAUCUUAGGCAGUAUAUUCUUCUCCGCCGACGUAGCAGCGAGCGACUUAAAGAAAGGAAGAUACUUCGGGCUGCAGCCGUAUGUGAACUAUAAAGAAUUCUGUACCAACAAAAAAUAUAGGACAUUUGAAGAUUUAAAAGACAGUUUCAGUUUUGAGAGACUGGACCGUUUGAUGGAGGUGUACAAAGAUCCUAAGGACAUUGAUCUGAUGGCAGCUUUGUGGGGCGAGAAACACAUCAAAGGUGGCAAAAUACCAGCAACUCUGUACUGUUUAUUUGCGGACCAGUUGACGCGAACUCUUAAGUCUGAUAGACAUUGGUACGAGAGACCUAACAGACCUCAUGCUUUUACUAAAGCACAAUUAAAAGCGAUUAGGAAAGUCACAAUAGCAGGCGUGUUGUGCUCCAUUGGUGACCUUGUGUCGGAGAUACAGCCGCAUGCGUUCUAUUCCAUAUCUUCAGAUAAUCCUUUGACGAAAUGCAGUUCUUCGAAAAUAGGAAAAUUAGAUUUGACCGCGUGGAAAGAGGACUCGUGCGAGUAGACAACGGCAUUAAAUUAAAAGUUUUUGUUAUCAUAAUUAUAAUUUUAACCUGCAUUUUAAACAGUAAGAGUCCAACACUCCUCCUCGUUUCCACCCAAGGCAGGAGAAGUAAUUCAUUCAUUCAUUCGUAUUAAGGAACAUAAUUCUUUUAUUUCGGCAUAUUAUUUAUUUCUUGAUGGCGGGACGAACUCGACAUCAAUGAAAAGGAUGGCCAAUACUUAUAAACUGCAAAAAGCUUAACACAUAGUGGAGUGGAAGGAGGGCCCUGUA
Molecule: messenger RNA, 981 nt
Organism: Spodoptera frugiperda (fall armyworm)
Lineage: Eukaryota; Metazoa; Arthropoda; Insecta; Lepidoptera; Noctuidae
Product: peroxidase-like
Exons: 5
Coding region: 91-711 (206 amino acids)
Biological process (GO): response to oxidative stress
Molecular function (GO): heme binding; peroxidase activity
Source: RefSeq, a predicted model, not a curated record